This is a messenger RNA of Portunus trituberculatus (swimming crab), 3453 nucleotides long. It is a transcript of the gene Acsf3, whose product is annotated as malonate--CoA ligase ACSF3, mitochondrial-like. Gene Ontology annotation, molecular function: medium-chain fatty acid-CoA ligase activity. Bases 179 to 1738 code for a protein of 519 amino acids. Lineage: Eukaryota; Metazoa; Arthropoda; Malacostraca; Decapoda; Portunidae. The record is from RefSeq and is a predicted model, not a curated record. Gene Ontology annotation, biological process: fatty acid metabolic process. The transcript is spliced from 13 exons.
GAGAACGAGGACAAGGACGACUGUCAGCUGAUGAAUGUCACCAGCAACAACAACAACAACAACACGUGGACGCCGCGCCGCCGCCGUGAGGAGAUAAGGGAGACUGUCGAGGAGCGUGUGUUAUGUAAUAUUGUGGGAAGCCAGCAACAGGAGGAGCAGCUCCUGGAUUAAUAGGAAAAUGUUACGGGUAGUUGUGAGAAGAACACAGCUCUAUUCUCUCCAUUAUCUCCAAUUGCUACCUCGCUGCCAACCUUCCGUCAAAUGGUUCAGGAGAUCCCUGGUUUCCACCACCACCACCACUCCUAUCCUGCCAGUAUUCAAACAAGCUGAGAGGUUCAAGGAUAAUAUUGCCCUCAGUGACCAACAUGGUGAACACACAUAUGAACAGAUUCAUAGGUUAAGUGGACAUCUGGCAUGGCUCAUCCAAAAUAUCCUUGGUGAGGAUACAGCACAGGAGCGUGUUGCCUUCCUCUGCCCCAAUGAUGUGUCAUAUGUCAUUUCCCAGUGGGCCACCUGGAUGGCAGGCCACAUUGCGGUGCCACUUUACCCCCGACAUCCACCUCCUGAGCUAGAGUAUUUUGUGAGAGACAGCAAGGCAGCUGUGAUCAUUACUACUUCAGAGUAUGCUCCAAAGGUGAAGCAGAUUCUCUCUGGCCAGCAGGUCAUUGUGCUGGAAGAAUUCUUCUUCAAGCCAUCAACAGAAGAUGAAACCACUCGGCCAGCACAGUAUGGUAGGGAUUCCCACUUCUAUUCCUUUAGUGAUGCCAUGAUCCUCUAUACAAGUGGCACCACUGGGUCACCCAAAGGUGUGUUGCUGAGCCAUAGCAAUGUACAAUCUCAAGUAUCCUGCCUCCACCAGGCAUGGGGAUGGACACAGCGGGACACCUUGCUGCACUGCCUGCCCCUCCAUCACACCCAUGGCAUUGUUAAUGCUCUCCUCUGCCCCCUCUACCUAGGUGCCAGGGUAGUGAUGCUGCCAAGCUUCUCUCCUGCAGAAGUUUGGAGUCACCUACUUGCAUUGAAUGUCCCAGUGGAGGCACGAGUCAGCCUCUUUAUGGCUGUACCCACCAUGUAUGUCAAGCUGCUGGAGGAAUAUCAUGCUAGUCUUGCAAAGACCUCUCGCACCAAAGAGUAUGUGCGUUCAGUGUGCACACAAAAUGUCAGGCUGAUGAUCAGCGGGUCAGCUGCUCUGCCAGAAUCAGUACUCACCAGCUGGCAGGAGGCCACUGGUCAUGUGUUGCUGGAGCGCUAUGGUAUGACGGAGAUUGGCAUGGCUCUUUCCAACCCUCUCAAGGGCACCCGCCAUCCAGGGUCUGUGGGUACCCCUCUGCCUGGUGUGGAGGUGCGUAUUGUGAAGUUUUUACCAGGGCAAGAGGACUACCAGUUGCUGUGUGAGGGCAGCAGUGCUGGCACCAAGUUGGUGCCUGGGAGUGAGAAUGAGCCAGGUGAACUGUUGGUACGUGGCCCAAAUGUCUUUAAGGAGUACUGGUGCAGACCCCAUGCCACCGUGGAUGAGUUUACCCAUGAUGGGUGGUUCAAGACAGGAGACACGGCAGUAUACAAAGAUGGGUCGUAUAGGAUACUUGGACGAACAUCUGUAGACAUUAUCAAGAGUGGAGGUUUCAAGAUCUCUGCCCUUGAUGUGGAGAAGCAUCUGUUGACCCACCCAAACAUUAGUGAUGUGGCCGUGGUUGGUGUGCCAGAUCUCACAUGGGGUCAGAAGGAAAAGAAAAGAUGAAAGCUUACUAGGUCAACUCCUUGGAAAAGUGAAUAAAAGCAGUCAGUGGUGCUAAGACCAAGACCUAAGUUGAAGAGGACCACACUGACUUGGUGAGAGCUAGCAGCCAGCUGAUGCAAGAUUGGUAACACAGGCAUCUCGUUGAAUGCUUUGGUUGAAUACUGUCAGUUAAAUAUCUUGAAGUGAAACUAGAGUCUAAAUCCUUGCUAUAUGGGUUUGCUGUGGUCACAGAUGUCCAAAAAUGUUUCUUGGCUGUCCUUUUGUGGUUAGUGAAUGGUAGUUUUUUCAGUCAGACAGAAAUACAAAUGCCCAGCAAAGGGAUUUUAAAUAGCUAGUUCAUAGAUGUGACUCACACAUUUGGAUAGUGAUGUCCAUUUCUUUCAGUAAAUUUUCUAAAAUGAUCACAUAUAGAUACAUAAUACUUGUGAAUCUGCCACCUAGACUGCUUUAUGUGGAUGACUGAGGGAGGGAGUUAGGGUGACCCAUUACCACAUGGCUUAAUGACAGGGAAGAUACACUGGAGGGAGAAUCUCCAUUGCUCUUCUCCUUACCUUUUUCUUUUUCUUCAGUUCCCAGGCUAGCAAUACUGAGUCAUGCUACAAUUAUUCUGAUGCUGAGAAAGCAUAAAAAGCUUCAGGUGAUGAUGGUAAAAAAUAAACUUGGAAACAUUUUCUGCUUCUAUUUCUUUGCUUGAUUUUGAUGAAACUCAUAUGAAUGCACAAGAUGAAAUGUUAUAGAAAAAAACUGCCUUUUUUUACAGCUAACUUUGUUAUAAAAUUAAAAAUUUUACUAAAGUAUAUGAAUUUUUUCCUGAAAUAUUUGUGUGAUAACCAGGGUAUUAAGAUAUCUACAUAAUAUGCAGAUUAUUCAUAACUGUAGAUGCAAUUUUAAGUUCACAACAGAUCCUCACCUUAAUUCUUCAGGCUGAACACCACUUUGAUGCAGCAGUUAAGUACUCAAAGUUAUGAUCCCACAGUUCAGGCUUUGGCAUUUAGUACACAGCUUACCCACCAGAUCAUCCUUCCUCUUGGAUCAGAUAGCUCACUUGGUACUAAGAGAAGACAAACUGGUGAAGUGGAUAUAAAGUAAGCCCUGUGUUCAAUAUAUUUUACAAAGGUAAAAAUUUUGUGGAGAAAGAUUUGCUGUAUGUUGCAUGUCACUGAAUGUGUCUUUUAGUAGCUACAUCUUCCCCUCCUCCAGGUGGCAGCUGUGAUAGUGUGGCAUGGGGAGGGAGAGCUGGAUCCUAUGGCUCUGCGAGAAUGGGGGAAGGAGCGCAUGCCCCAUUACAAGGUACCCUCAGAGGUGGUGCAGGUGAAGGACAGUCUUCCCCGCAACAAUAUGGGGAAAGUCAAUAAGAAGCAGCUCCUUCUUGAUUUCUUUAAAGAUCCACAGAGUCCAUCUUAGUUUCUUGUUAUAUUAUUCUCUUGCCUCAUCUGGUUUCUCCCUCUCCUUUGUUGUUCCAGAAAUAUCAGUGAAUAAAUGAGUUGUGAUAAGGUACAGAAAAGGAAGGGAAGGAAGGGGUUUUGUGCUCAGGCUGUGGCCUUACUUAUUUGUACUUUAAUAUAUUUGUAUUUUUACUCUUUCAUCCUUUGCAGGGCAGAAUAUAGUACAUUUUCUAGGUGCUCGCAAAUCAAUCAAUGUAAAACUUAUUUUUAGCAUUAGCAGGCUGUAUGUUAAAUGAGAAUGUUAUUAUUAAAGAACUUUAUAAUUUGAAA